This is a messenger RNA of Mycena citricolor, 704 nucleotides long. NCBI's taxonomy places the organism in Eukaryota, Fungi, Basidiomycota, Agaricomycetes, Agaricales, Mycenaceae. The record is from the annotation of a GenBank genome assembly.
CAAUUGCCCAGUAAUCUCCUCUUGCGCAAGGUUGGGCCUCGAAAGCUACUGAGCUUCUUCGUCAUCUCCUGGGGCGCAGUGCAGCUGGCGAUGGGAUUCGUGCACGAGUGGAAAGCACUGGCGUUCUUGCGCGCGCUCCUCGGUGCGCUGGAAGCGGGAUUCUUUCCUUCCAUGGUGUAUCUUAUUAGCACCUGGUACACCCGCCAUCAGGUCCAAACCCGGUAUGUAUCAUGCCGCAGCUUGUCCGCGCCCUUCUGCGUCGACCGACCUUGAGCGACAGACUGGCGGUGUUCUACGUUAUUGCCAGUCUCCUUGGCAGCCUCAGCACUUUUUUUGCUUACGGCCUGAGCAAGCUUGAUGGGACACUGGGUGUCUCUGGGUGGGCCUGGAUCUUCGUGAGCUUACUUGUGCAUCCCCUUCCACGCGUUCCGGCCCCUCAAUUAAGCGUGCAGAUCAUCGAAGGGGGGCUGACGAUGGCAUUCGGGCUGCUGGCCUGGGUCAGUUUGCCUGGCUUCCCGCACGAGAAGAAUGGGUUUCUCUCCCCCGAGGAGACUGCCUACGUCCUGGACACUCUGGAACGCGACAGAGGAGACACGAUCCCCGAUGUUCUUACGUGGAAGAAGUUGUUCGACGCUUUCAAUUGGCUCACUCUCGCGUACUCGCUGAUGUUCCUCUGUUCGACCCUCUCGGCAUAUGCUAACGGG